AAACAAAGCAGAGCAUGAUAUCUUUGUCUUAAAAUCAAAAUAAAAAUCAUUAAAGAAUUAUUUCCAAAUCUAAAACCCUUUUCUUUCCUAUUUUUCACUCUUAAGCUUCCACUCUACUACUAUUGCAGCUCUUUCUCUACCUUUCCCCCCCCUAAAAAGUUCGCAUUUUUCUUUGCCAAUUCUCCAUUGCAGUGUUUGGGGAUUGACAGGUUGUUGGAUAUAGAGUUGUUGAGGUAAAGUGAGCGACGGAGGUAGACAUGAGAGGACCUCUGGGGGCGGUGAUAGGAAGGUACCCAUCAAGCGACGGGACUGCACAGACGGACGGGAUCGUUAGGCGCAACAGGAAAUGCAGGGAUGUUGCUUUUCUUGUCGUCUUUAUAGCAUUCUGGGUUGCCAUGAUCGUCAACUCAAGCUUUGGAUUCAACCAAGGGAAUCCGUUAAGGCUCAUCUAUGGACUGGACUAUAAAGGGAAUGUGUGUGGUGACAAGCAUGCUCAUCCUGGCCUUCGUCAACUGGAACUUAGAUACUGGUUAAAUCCUAAUCAGGUUUAUCAAAGCGGUCUGAAGGAUGACCAAUUCAAGUUGGCUGAUGCCCGGAGUAUAUGCUUGUUGGAUUGCCCAAACCCUUCGGAAGAUUCACUAAACUGGGUGUGUGACUAUCCAGAAGGAGAGAUUCGUCUUUCUAUGGAUGACUGGAUUGAUAGGAAUUAUGAUUAUUUUGAGUUCCUUACACCAGAGAUGCGAAACACUUCUCUUCAACUUCAGGGGCCCUGUUAUCCUGUUAUAUUUCCAAGUGUAAAUGUUUAUUGGAGCUGCCAAUUUAUUGCUCGUGCAUCAAACACAUCUUUGCGGCAUUGGCAGCAGAUGGGUGGUGUGAACAUCAGGGAAGACAUUAUAAUAGAUAAAUCAAUCCACAGGUCCAUCAAUUCUCGGUCAUCGGUUCUAAAGCGCUAUGUGGCUGAUAUUGGGAAGUCAUGGCCUGUUUUGAUUGUUUGUGGAGGACUCCUGCCGCUAUUUUUGUCAGUGAUUUGGUUGCUGAUGAUUCGACAUUUUGUUGUUGCAAUGCCUUGGAUAACUGUUGCCAUCUUUAAUAUACUCAUAAUAGCAGUCACAAUGUUCUACUACUUGAAAGCUGGAUGGAUUGGAAAUGAUGCUGUAUCUCCCAUCAUUGGUGAGCAUGAUCCAUAUUAUCACGUAUUUGGACGGGAGCUUAAUCAUCUAAGGGCCGUUGCAAUUCUUAUGACUUUUAUUAUGGUUGUUUCUGUCCUUACAUCAAUUGCCAUCAUCCGCCGCAUCCUCAUGGCAACAUCAGUUCUCAAGGUGGCUGCAAAGGUCAUAGGAGAGGUUCGAGCGCUCAUAAUUUUUCCAAUCAUACCAUAUGCGGUUCUUGGAAUAUUUUACAUGUUCUGGAUAUCAGCUGGCCUUCAUCUGUUCAGUUCAGGCCAUAUUAUCCAGAAUAAUUGCAAUUCCAAUUGUUGUGCUUAUGAUCUUGUCUCCAAACGAGUGAACUGUGAUCAUUGCUGUGGUUAUAGCAUCAGCUACACUCCUCAUAUUGCAAUUGCUAUAUUUUUCCAUCUAUUUGGGUGUUACUGGGCUACACAGUUUUUCAUAGCAUCAUCUGCAACUGUGAUUGCGGGUUCUGUUGCCUCUUAUUAUUGGGCUCGUGGUGAAACAUCGCCAGAGAUUCCGUUUCUUCCAGUUUUCUCCUCUAUGAAGCGACUCAUCAAAUAUAGCCUUGGGUCUGUUGCCCUUGGCUCCUUGACUGUCUCAUUUGUGGAAUCAAUCCGCUUCAUGCUCGAGUCAAUUCGUCGCAAACUGAAAGUUUCUGGCAGUAUUCCAGAAAAUUGGCUUGGAAGGAUGGCAUUCUACAUUUCUCGGGGCUGUCUAAGGGGCAUUGAGUGGACAACCAAAUCUUUCAACCGCAAUGCCUAUAUAAUGAUUGCAAUAACUGGGAAAAGCUUCUGUAAGGCUUCUGCAAUUGCAACCGAGUUAAUUGUUAACAACAUCCUUAGGAUAGGAAGGGUGAACGUGAUUGGAGACGUUAUACUAUUUCUUGGGAAGUUGUGUGUCAGCCUUUCAAGUGCUAUUUUUGCUUUUCUCAUGCUGGAUACCCACAAAUACAGAUCUGCUCAUGACAAAAUCUCAUCCCCGCUCUUUCCUGUUUUGGCUUGCUGGGGUCUCGGUUACAUUGUUGCCGCUCUAUUUUUUGCUGUGGUGGAGAUGUCAAUCGACACCAUCAUUCUUUCCUUCUGCCAGGACUCAGAAGAGCACCAAGGAACAGCACAAUAUGCUCUCCUCUUCUCAUUGAACUCUCACGACAAACGA
This is a messenger RNA of Carica papaya (papaya), 2324 nucleotides long. Its product is annotated as Plasma-membrane choline transporter family protein. Gene Ontology annotation, biological process: transmembrane transport. NCBI's taxonomy places the organism in Eukaryota, Viridiplantae, Streptophyta, Magnoliopsida, Brassicales, Caricaceae. Gene Ontology annotation, molecular function: transmembrane transporter activity. Gene Ontology annotation, cellular component: membrane. The record is from RefSeq and is a predicted model, not a curated record.